Seriola dumerili (greater amberjack) is the source of this 5620-nucleotide messenger RNA. RefSeq names its product epidermal growth factor receptor (gene egfra). Gene Ontology annotation, molecular function: epidermal growth factor receptor activity; ATP binding; epidermal growth factor binding. The transcript has 28 exons. Gene Ontology annotation, cellular component: basal plasma membrane; signaling receptor complex. Bases 190 to 3780 code for a protein of 1196 amino acids. NCBI's taxonomy places the organism in Eukaryota, Metazoa, Chordata, Actinopteri, Carangiformes, Carangidae. Gene Ontology annotation, biological process: negative regulation of apoptotic process; cell differentiation; cell surface receptor protein tyrosine kinase signaling pathway. The record is from RefSeq and is a predicted model, not a curated record.
GCUCGGACUGCUGGAGAUAUCUGCGAGGAGGAGGAGCAGUCAAAGUUUGACUUUCCCAGACGAGGAAAAAGUCUUAUACUGAACGACAAAAAAAAAAAACCUGAAGACUUUCGAAGUUUUCCUGAAGCGGAAUAUCGCGUGGUUGUUGGCAUGGAAUGACACCUUCUCACCAGGAGCUUCAAAACCACGAUGGCAACCCGUUUUCUGAAGUGGAUCAGUCUCACCUCUCUGCUCUGCCUGGGCUCCUGCGUGCUGGCGGAAAGGAAAGUAUGCCAAGGCAUCACCAACCGCUUAAACCUUCUGGGGUCCAAAGAAGACCACUACCUGAACAUGGUGAAGACCUACAGCAACUGCACUGUGGUCCUGGAGAACCUGGAAGUCACUUACAUGGACGAACACCGUGACCUGUCCUUCCUCAGGUCAAUUGAAGAAGUGGGCGGCUACGUCCUGAUCGCCCUCAACACAGCUCCCAGGAUUCCUCUGGAGAACCUGCGCAUCAUUCGAGGUCAUUCCCUCUAUGAGGGAGCGUUUGCCCUUUCUGUUCUCGCCAAUUAUGACAAACCUGCAGGUCAGGGCACCCAAGAGCUUCUUCUGACCAGCCUGACAGAAAUUCUUAAAGGAGGUGUAAAGUUUCAGACCAACCAGCUGUGCAACGUGGAUACAAUACAGUGGUAUGACAUUGUCAACGCUGACAACCAUCCCAGCAUGGAGCUCCCAGUGGCUAGCAAAAAUCCACUUUGUAACACAUGUGACUCAAGCUGCUUCAAUGGUUCAUGCUGGGCUCCUGGGCCUGAAAAUUGCCAGACUUUAACAAAGCUGAACUGUGCACAGCAGUGCUCGAAGAGAUGCAAAGGACCGUCACCAAGCGACUGUUGUAAUGAGCACUGUGCUGCGGGCUGCACAGGACCGCGGCCCACCGACUGUCUGGCCUGCCGGGACUUCCAGGAUGACGGGGUGUGUAAGGACUCCUGCCCGGGCCUCAUGCGUUACGACCCCAACCUGCACCAGCUGGUACCUAACCCACAUGGAAAGUACAACUUCGGGGCCACCUGUGUCAAGAGCUGCCCACAUAACUAUGUUGUGACUGAUCAUGGAGCCUGUGUGCGGACAUGCAGUGGUAACACAUAUGAGGUGGACGAGGGAGGAAUCAGGAAGUGUGCAAAGUGUGAUGGACUGUGUCCAAAAGUGUGUAAUGGUCUUGGAACGGGAGACCUGACUCACACCCUGUCUAUCAAUGCCACCAACAUUGACUCCUUUAAAAACUGCACCAAAAUCAAUGGGAACAUUGCUAUCAUCCACACCUCAAUUCAUGGGGAUACAUAUACCAAAACACCAAAGAUGGAUCCUGCCCAGCUUGAUGUGUUUAAGACAGUUAAAGAAAUUACUGGGUACUUGUGGAUUCAAACAUGGCCAACGAGCAUGAACUCACUCAGUCCUUUUGAGAAUCUGGAGAUCAUUCGAGGACGAACUAAACGUGGAAGCCGCAGUGUGGUUAUGACUCAGCUCGAUAUCAGCUACCUGGGCCUUCGCUCGCUCAAAGAAAUCAGUGAUGGCGACGUGGUCAUCGUGAAGAACCGCAACCUGUGCUACACCAAUAAAAGCCACUGGGAGGGGCUCUUCAAAUCGGAAAGCCAAAGUGCCACUGUGGAGGAAAAUGCUCAUGCUACCACAUGUGCUCUGAGUAACAACACGUGUGACAGGAAGUGUACCAUAGGCGGCUGCUGGGGUCCUGGCCCAGACAUGUGUUUCGCCUGCCGUGACUACAGCCGUGAUGGGAGCUGUGUUGACUCCUGCAACAUCCUUGAGGGAGAGCCACGGGAGGCAGUUGUGAAUAAAACCUGCAUGGAGUGUCACCCCGAGUGUCAGCGCAUGAAUGGGACUGCAACCUGCAGUGCGCCUGGUUCUGGAAACUGUACUAAGUGUGGCAGCUUCAAGGAUGGACUGUUCUGUGUGUCUCGCUGUCCCCAAGGUGUGCCAGGAGAGGACGACGCGCUAGUGUGGAAAUACGCAGAUGAGAUGAAAGUGUGCCAGCUAUGCCACAAGAACUGCACUCAAGGGUGCAUUGGUCCUGGUCUUGAAGGCUGCCAGAUUAAAAGCUCUUCUGGUCUUUCCAUGAUUGCAGCUGGUGUAGUUGGUGGGCUGCUGGCUGUUCUUAUUGCAGGCCUGUCUGUCUUCGUGUUGCUACGCCGACGCCACAUUAAGAGGAAGAGGACAAUGCGCAGACUGCUCCAAGAGAGAGAGUUGGUCGAACCUCUGACUCCAAGUGGAGAGGCACCGAACCAGGCUCUGCUGCGGAUCCUGAAAGAGCCAGAGUUUAAGAAAAUCAAAGUGCUGGGAUCAGGGGCUUUUGGUACAGUUUAUAAGGGCCUGUGGGUUCCAGAGGGAGAGGACGUGAAGAUCCCAGUGGCCAUAAAGGUUUUGAGAGAGGCCACAUCACCAAAAGCAAACAAAGAGAUCUUGGACGAGGCUUAUGUGAUGGCCAGUGUGGAACACCCCCAUGUGUGUCGUCUGCUCGGCAUCUGCCUGACCUCCACGGUGCAGCUCGUCACCCAGCUGAUGCCCUACGGCUGCCUGCUGGACUAUGUCAAAGAGAACAAGGACAAUAUAGGCUCCCAGCACCUGCUCAACUGGUGUGUUCAGAUAGCCAAGGGUAUGAGCUACCUGGAGGAGCGCCACUUGGUACACCGUGACUUGGCAGCCAGAAACGUUCUGGUGAAGACUCCGCAACAUGUCAAGAUCACUGACUUUGGUCUGGCCAAGCUCCUCAACGCAGAUGAGAAAGAGUACCACGCUGAUGGCGGAAAGGUACCGAUAAAGUGGAUGGCUCUUGAAUCUAUCCUGAACAGGACGUACACACAUCAGAGUGAUGUGUGGAGUUAUGGUGUAACGGUUUGGGAGCUGAUGACAUUUGGGACCAAACCGUACGAUGGGAUUCCUGCCAGUGAAAUAGCUGGGGUCCUGGAGAAAGGGGAGCGACUGCCUCAGCCUCCAAUCUGUACCAUAGAUGUCUACAUGAUCAUGGUGAAAUGUUGGAUGAUUGAUGCAGAUAGCCGACCUCGUUUCCGGGAACUUAUAGCUGAGUUUACAAAGAUGGCACGUGAUCCUUCCCGUUACCUUGUCAUUCAGGGUGAUGACUGCAUGCACCUGCCGAGUCCUACAGACACUAAAUUCUACCGCAGCCUGAUCAGUGGGGAGGACAUGGAGGAUGCUGUGGAUGCAGACGAGUAUCUGGUGCCACAGCACGGCUUCUUCAGCAGUCCAAGCACCUCCCACACGCCACUGCUCCACUCCAUGAGCCUCAACAGCAGCAUUGGAACAUGCCACAGUAGAAAUGGCUUACUGAAUGGUUUCCCGAGCAGAGACGGAAGCUUGGUUCUCCGGUACAUUCCUGACCCCACAGACAAACUUUUAGACAAUGCUUUCCAGCCAGCUCCAGACUAUAUGAACCAGAACGGAGUCUCAGAUGUGAUGAAUCCCAUCUACCAGCACCCCGGUCCACCUCGCACCCUCCUCCCCACCAUCUCCUCAGACAACACAGAGUCAGAGUACCUGAACUGCUUUAAGAACGGGACCGACGGGCCCGAGUACCUCAACGAUGUCCCAUCCCCCGCCAUCCUCCCGCUCACCUCCAAUGGCACGGUCCACAGCAUUCAGAAAUACCAGCCUCAGAACAGCAUAGACAACCCCGAUUACCAACAGGAUUUCACUCCCACCUUCAAGACCCAUGCCAACGGACACAUUCCGGCAGCGGAGAACGCAGAGUACUUGGGCCCAGAUUGAGGACUUAAUGGAUACAGACAAGAAAUAAGAGACAAUUUCCUGUUCCAUUAAGAAAGAGCAUUGAUGUCUGGGCUGGAAAAGCAUACCUAAGUGGUACCAUCAAUUAUCAUAUAUGUUAUAUCGUAUCUUAUGAGGUCAGGUGACACUUUGUGCAGCUUUCGGUGUUGUUUGCAUGCUGUCAUACUUGUCAUAUAAAACCUGUCUCAUUCCAAAGAGUUUUUAUCUUACAACCAAACAACAAGUGACUUUUUCUUGAUGACAGCGGGACGAAAGCUGAUUCAUACAUGACUCAGUUGACCUGAGAGUUUCUGGACAAGACCCGUGGCGUCCUAAUGUUGUAACCCCUGUGAGAAAGUGAAAAUCUCUUCUGGAAAUCCCAGAAGUGAAAAUCUCUCUAAAUGCUCUGCACUAAAUGCUACAUAUGAUCCAGAUGUGUCAGUUGAGGAAUGCUAUUGAAAGGAUGUAAGCACCUCCAUUUUUUGGGAGGCAGAAGCUCUUGCAAAGAAAACAGAAACUGGCAGCUCAACCCAAAACACGACUUAAGGUACAUGUGUUGUAGAAUCACAAGCUAAGAGACACGUUUAGCAAAAAGUAUUGAUAAGUUUGAAUGGAAAGGGUUGACAUCACACAGUGGUGUACUGACUUGAUGCUGAUGUGACGCCACAGAACCUUUAUCUCUGAUGAAGUCAAGAAGAUGAUUAAAUGGAGUAACAUGCUGGCCUUGACUGUUGGGGUCCUCAGAGGCCUGACGACACUCUUCCUGAAGAAGGAGUCAAUGAGGAAACAAGAUGUUGCAAUGUAUAGAAUGUAUAGUCAGUUUAAAGGGGAAUACUGGUGAAUUGUAUCAUUUAAAUAUGUUACCUUUAUGCUCUAAGACAGUUCUGUGUGUGUUAUCUCUCUUCUAGAUUGAGUUCCCUGAUGUGUGAUACCACACCAACUAUGUGGAGAAUGUGAUGGUAAACAUGGCACAUAUGAUUGUGGUCUGCUUUUUGUAGCUGAAAACCUGCAGCACUCCUGAAUGAAACAUAUUUGUGUGAACCCACAAAGUAAGCUAAACUCUGUACUUUGUAUCAGUAUGGCAUGUUAGUCUGCUUACACAGGAAGCUCUUUUCUGGCUCUGUUACUGAUUACUUCCCAACAAUAAUAUAUUUUUAACACUCUUGACUGCACUAAGAGCUUAUCAAGGUUUUACUGCAAACAGCACAAAAAGCUAUAAGAAAAACAGCAGCUCCAGUCGUAUUCCCAUAGAGUUUUUUUUUUUGUGUUUUCACUUGUUUGAAAUGCUGACUUAACUGUCUUAGGUCAUGUGAGUAACUUGUUUGAAUUUUUAAAUAAAAGAAGUAUUUCCUUAUAAACAUUAUGUAUUUUAGAGACUAUUUGAAUGGCUCUGGGUCACGUCAGAUACUAACAAUGUUUCUGAUGUUUGUGGUCUAGUAUGUCUAUAUUAUUACCAGGAGACUUUGCCUUGUCUUGUUUUUUUGUUUUUUUCAAAAGUGUAGACUGUUGUUCCACACACGGUGUUGACACCAUAUCUAUGAAUCUGCUCCUAGCUUUAAAGUCUUGUAGUCUUGCAAGAGCAUUAACUUUGCAAAUAUUAUUCCUAGUUUUAAAGGAAUAUUCUAUUGUAGCAACCUGUAAGCCUACUUUUGCAGAUUUUACACAGGUACAUGUACAGAAAACCAUGAUUAUGUUGUAAUAUACCCCAAAACAGUCACAUAUAAUUUAUACUAUAAUAUCAGUACAAAAUUUUGUCACAUCAUACGUGAAUAUAGUUAUUCCUGAAUUGUGAUUUAUUUCGUUCAAAAGUGAACAUGAAUAAAUCUUUUUUUUUCUAUGGAAA